Molecule: messenger RNA, 5139 nt
Organism: Podarcis lilfordi (Lilford's wall lizard)
Lineage: Eukaryota; Metazoa; Chordata; Lepidosauria; Squamata; Lacertidae
Source: the annotation of a GenBank genome assembly
AUGUUCACAGGGGAGACCAAUCAAGUCAGCUUAAUGCAGUGCCUUAUAUAUAAAGAGGUAAGUCGUGACAGGGGAACACUGCUAAGGAGCCACAGAAAUGGAGACUGUGCUGAACAAAGUCAACUCAAACUCCAAGUGCCUGCUUGAAUAUAGAAGCAUGCAUUACUAUGAGAAUCGCUUGAGAAGCUUUGCAUGCUGGCCUUUUAAAGAGAACUGCAAGUGUACUCCUGAAAGCGUAGGUCUACUUAAUCAAACAAAUAAGAAAACCAGCUUUUGUAGGUCAGGUAUGCAUAAGUGCUAUUGAGUUGGGGAGGGGAGUUGCGGGUAUUUGGGGCUUAUUCUUUCUUUCUUUUUUGUGAGAAGAUAAAUGAGUGUAUUUUUUUCUGCCAUUUGCGAAGUUGGGCUGGGGGAAUCCUGAUUGGGAGGGUUUGGAAUAGGUAGGUUAAUUUUGGGAGGGUGAUCAUCUUGAUCAUGGCUAUUUUGCCUGAGAGAGUGAAGUUGGUGUUGUUCCAUCUCUUCAGGUCUUUGUUGAUCUGUCAUCACAAGGGGUUGUAGUUGUGAAGGUAUAAUUUGCUGAGGUUUCUGGUUAUUUGUACCCCUUGGUAUCUGAACUUGGUGCAACAAAGUUUUAUCUUGGCAAAUUAUUUUUGGGUAGGGGGGCAGGGUGUUGAAACACAUAGCCCCGGACUUUGCAAAAUCUACCUGUAGGCCCGACACCAUUGCAAAUGUGUUGAGUUCUCUGAUUAGGGAAGUUGCUGUGUUUAUGGGGGUCUGGUGUUGUGACCAUUAAGUCGUCUGCCAAGAGCCCUAAUUUAUAGGUUCUGCCUUUUAUUUCCACUCCCUUGAUGUCUGUGGCUGCUCGGAUUUGGAUUGCUAAGGGUUCCAGAGCCAGGAUGAAUAAGAAGGGAGAUAGCAGGCAUCCUUGUUUUGUGCCUCUUUGGAUUGCUAUGGUAUUGGCGUCCAUACUGUUAGUCCUGCAUUUUGCUGAGGCUCGGGAGUAUAUUUGUUUGAGGGUUUGUAACAAGUUAGGACCAAAUUUCAUCUUAGUUAGCACUGCUAAUAGGUAUUACCACUCUAAGCAAUCAAAAGCUUUGAGGAUGUCUAGGGACUUGAUUGUCAGUGGGAGUUUAGUUGCCUUGCUGUGUUGAAUCAGAUUCAGUAAUGGGGUCUGUUAUAUUGCAACCAGGGAUGAAGCCAGUCUGGUCUGAGGCUUUCAACUUGUGUAGGAAAAUUUUUAGGCGGUUGGCCAAGAUUGACGUCUUGGUUUAUUCAUGAGAUUGGGUGGUAUGAUUCUACUUUGAGGCUGUCUUUCAGUGGUUUUGGGAUGGAGACUAUCUUGAAGAAGGUCCAGGGUUUUUUUUUAAGUGAGCAAAACUCCUUAAAUUCCCAAAGAGAAUUUAUCUCAUCUCAACAGCAUUUUUGCUUGUCUCUUUUGACAGUAUCCUUGCAGAUAAAGGAUUUAAGCUACACUCUGUUGCUUGCCUGCCUACCCCAAAAUCCUGCAUCAUACUGUGGUUUUACCUUGUAGCUAUUACAAAUCCUAGAGGUUUUAUUUUCUAGCUAUUACAAACCCUAUAGGUCAGGAGUGGGCAGAAGAUAAACGGGGAUCUGCUGUUGGAUCUGAGUGACUUCAGGUAGAUUAGCAAGGACUUCUGCCUCCCGGAUGUCUAACCAUAAAGACUAAAAAAGCUUCCCUCUUUCCCUAAAAGGAUCCCAGGGUGUGGGGAGGGGUGGAGAGGAGACCAAGAGGGGAUUUUUAUGUGAAAGGACUUGCACUCUUGGCUCUGGUACCUUGGCUAAGCAGAGAAGGAGGGCAAAAUGUGAUUCAAUUUGCAUUUAAAAGUGAAUCUACCUAAUUUGACUUUCUAAAACAAUAUGUAAAUCAAAACAAGUCAUCCUUUGAAAUUCGCAGUUCUCUGAAUUUUAUGAGGUCUUCAGCCAAGUAAUGAAUAUGCUGGAGAAAAGUGUGUACUUCAAAAAUACCUAUAUUGUUGAAAGUAUAAUAUGAAGAGGCUCUGUAUUAGGGGAAAUUGCUUUGCAGAAAUGUGUAUGUUGGGUAAGACUGCAAACAAUAAUGUGUCUAUUAGGGGAAAUUCACUCUCUAAUACUGAUACAUUUUCACGAGAAUGUGUGGGGUUUUUUUAAUAGCAAAUGGAUGUGGAAAUGUGCAGGACUAUACUUAAGGUUGGGGAAAUGAGAACCUUGGGGCAUAGCUGUCAACCUUCCCUUUUUUUACGGGAAAUUCCCUUAUUCCAGUGCCCUUUCCCGCUGCUUCCUGCUGCUAUCCCGGAUUGUUAGAUAUCCUGUAGACUGUCCCUGGGACAGGUGAGGCUGCUGAUCCCUUAUUUUCAAAUCUGAAAGUUGACAGCUAUGCCUUGGGGUUCUGGUAAAGAGCAAACAAAUGCUACCGAAUGUGCAAAAUUAAAGAAGCACACAACUCUCUCGUAAGGUAGAUAAAUCUUGCAAGGAACCAGCAGAGCAAAACCUUUAGAGAACUUUACCUUGCAUGUUAAAAUAGGUCUGCCGGAUGUAAAGUUGAAGAGCUUGGAUCUUGGGAUAGCAGAAACUGGACAAGUUGCUGUGAUCAAGCUAAGCAGGAGGUACUUGGGGCACAACUCGCGAGAGGAGCAUAACUUUAAUAUAAGACCUGCUACCAAGCCUUUAAAAUACGGCAGCAGGGAGCACCUCAUUUUCUUCAGAUGCAUGCAAAAACAGGAUUUGCAGAAUUGCAACUCUAUCUUACUUAAACUUGGGUAGCUCAGUCGGCGGAGCACAAGGCACUUAAUCUCAGUGUCAUGGGUUUGAGUCCCACACCGGACAAAAAAAAAUUCCUGCUUUGCAGAGGGUUGGACUAGGUGACUCCCUUCCAGCUCUGCAAUUCUAUGAUUACAUGAUUUAUACUUGUUAACGUUCAGCAUGGGGAAGAAAAUAUUCUAAGCUGUCCGAGUCCAAAGUGUCAGGAUGGCAAGAAUCACCCCACAUUGCGCAAUAUAGCUUCCUUGCCAGUGUCUUCAGCAUAUUGUUCUUCUCUUCUCAUUCAGAUGGCCAGGGCUGGCUUGAUCCACUGUCCAGGAGCAAAUGAACCUGACCUGACAAAGUGUUUCUUCUGCUUAAUAGAGUUGGAGGGCUGGGAGCCAGAUCACGAUCCCUGGUAAGAAAGACCCAGCGGGGUUCUCUGGCCUAGCAAUUGCCCAAGGUGAAAACUCUAUGAAAUACCAAGUGGGGAUCAGUGGAUAAGACUGCCUUUCUAUUUGGGUUACACUCUCUUUGUUCACCUUGGCUAAUGCAGGUUAGCUAGAAAAGCGCAAAUUUAAAUUGUUACAGAUCUUAUUGAAGUGAAAGUGGUAUGAAGAAAGUUGUUGAAGUUGGGGAGGGAGGAGGACAAAAUUCCUUUAAUCUCUCUUGGUACUCUUUUUUUUUAUUAAUAAUUUUUAUUGAAUGAUUUUAUGUUACAAAAAACAAUACAGCCAUACUACCACUAAAUAUAAUUAAGAAAUAAAAAUUACAUACAUCAAUAUUUAGUUUAUUUGUUAUUUACCGUCUUAUUUCCUCCCAAACAUUGCUUACAACACACAUUUGUGCAGACACCCGCACACAAAAUGAUGAUAAUGAAAGUAAAUAUUUCCCCCCCUUUUAUCUUCCAAAAUCUUUUCUUCAACUUUGACUUCUUGUCAAGUCCCUUUGCAUAUAUUUUAUCUUACAUUUGAAUGUACACAAAACAAUAAACCUUUCUAUAUAAUUUUUCUAAUACAUUAUGAAAACAUAAUAAAUCCUUAAUUGUUAUCCACCUCCUUUUAGUUCCUUUAUCACUUGAAUGCUAGCACGGAGUCAAAACUAUUAUUGUAUUUUUGAACAUAUCUUCUAUAGCCAUCCCAUUUUCCCACAAAUUUUUGCUUUGAGUUUCCUCUGAGUUUACUGGUCAAUCUCUCUUGGUCCUCUUAAGCUGCUCGCUUGCCAUCUUACUGUUCCCACUGCAGGCUGGAGCACUCCAAGCGUGCCGGAGACUCUUGUGGGUUUUUGUCCCUUUCGAAGAGUUUUGACGACCUGACAGUUGAAGAAUACUACGAACUAGAGAUGGAGCGGGUCAGGAUCUUUCUUGUAAGUAAAGACACGGAUAUCUGUGGGCUUUGGAAAUUUGCACCAAAAUGAAUUUUGCCUGUCCACUGGUUCAUGUAAAUCUUGGCAUCUCUGUGUCUAAGGGCUUGUCCAUACUUACCUUUUUUUCUCUGUGCCUUCCAGACAAAGGCCCAUGUUUUCCGAAUGCUCCUUUUUUAACUCGAGUUUUCCCUGAGGAAAACACCGCUUCUUAAGGCUGGAGAGCCAGUGUGGUGUAGUGGUUAAGAGCGGUAGAUUUGUAAUCUGGGGAACCGGGUUCGCUUCCCCGCUCCUCCACAUGCAGCUGCUGGGUGACCUUGGGCUAGUCACACUUCUCUGAAGUCUCUCAGCCCCACUCACCUCACAGAGUGUUUGUUGUGGGGGAGGAAGGGAAAGGAGAAUGUUAGCCGCUUUGAGACUCCUUCGGGUAGUGAUAAAGCGGGAUAUCAAAUCCAAACUCUUCUUCUUCUUCUUCUUCUGAGGUGCGGCAAACAGCAAUUCAGGUCUUCAGCAGAUUGCCAUUGGCUCUGAUUCAGCGGUAAAGAGUUCUGACCCUAACUCAAGUAGGAAAGGGUUGAAGAAAAUCUUGCCACUGGAACAACUGGUGCGAAGUAACAGGUGGCAACAUUUUGCAGGGGAGUUCCUUAUCACCCCCCAAAGGUGUGCAAGGUGCCCCUUCCAUAGCAAUUGUGUGCACAUUGCUCUGGGCAGCGUGUCAGAAGUCCCCAUUUUCAGAUGCAACCACCCCACGCAGGGGGACACUGAGCAUGAGGCACUGGCGGUUCCAGGCUCCUUGCCAUAAUCUUGUAAUAUCUAAAGUAGCUGCUUGCAGUCUUUAACUUCAAAAAUGGCAACUAAAUAAAAUCUACCCCCUUUCUUCUCCAGAGCAAAACUGGCCAAAGUGUAAUAAACGCCUAUGAGAAAGAAGUGGCAGCAACCACGCAGCGUCUCGUGGGCCAUUUUGUGAACAAAUACCAGUAUGCCCCAGAACCUGACCCAGCCACUCCUGCUGCAACAGAGAAUGACAUGCCCACCACCACGUAG